UACGUACUUACAUACAGUACAUACAACUCCGUUGCUAGGCCCGGUUCUUCGGCGUGUGGUUUCCAACAUUACUAAUCCCAGGGUCGCUCAUCAACGCCAUCGGUGGACCCCUAUAGCUCCGGCGCCUCGGUCGUGGACCCCGCCCCCGCGCCAACUUCAUUGUGGGUGGGAACUGUGGGAAAUUCCAUCAGUUCGAACGGAUUGGUCCAUGACACAGGGACCGGGAUUUGUUUAGUUGCAGGACAGAAGAUAGCAACUGACUUGGGACGCUGUAUAGCCCCUUCCAUCUCAUCUCGUCUCAUCAACGCAAUUACCUCCUUCUUUCCCGCCCUUCCGUCCGUUCCCUCCCUCCUCCCCGGGGACAAGCAGCCAUCCUAACCAACCGGUUAACCAUCCACCCCCCUCCACCCUUCACGCUCCCAACGAACACCACACAUACUUACGUCGACCUCACCAUGCCCAUCCCGGACCUCCCGGACCUCCCGGCCGAGGACUCGCUGCUGUCGAAAAAGUUUGGCCGCGAGACGGCCAACUACUUCUCGGGCAGCCCGCUCAACCGGCUCUCCUUCCUGCGCUCCGACGUGUCCUUCCUGCGCGCCGCCUACGCCCACCCGCGCGCCCGCUUCCUGCUGCUCCGGGACCUGGCCCCCCCGGUCCGGGCCGACGACCCGGCCCAGCUCGCCUUCGCCGGGUACGCCGACGUGGCCCCGCUGACGGGCGCCGACCCGUUCGCCCUGUCCGAGGAGGAGAUGAUUGCCCGGUUCGACUCGAGCGAGGAGCAGGUGACCAUCGUCUUCCUCGGCGUGGACGAGAAGGGCGCGCUGCCGCGGAGCGAGGCCGAGCCCGGGGACGAGUUCGGCUACAAGGGUUUCAAGGGGUCGCCGUACUUUGCCGUGGAUGUCACGCCCCGGGGCAAGAAAGCGGCCGCGGCCGAGGAGCUGAUCAAGAAGAUGACCGAGAGGGGGUUUACGUUCUACGAUAACUCGCCCCGGCACAUGGGCUUGUUGGCUGGGCAGGCGGCCAUGUACGGUCAGGCGCGCGCACUCAUCGACUGGAACGCGCGAACGCCCUUUUGCGCGCAGUGCGGGCAGCCGACACUGUCGGUGCACGCGGGCGCCAAGCGGGUGUGCCCGCCGACGGACCGGGCCGGCUGCGGCGAGGGGGAGCCGGCGCGGGAGCGGCGGGCGUGCGCGACGCGCGGGCGCGUGUCCAACCACAGCUUCCCGCGGACGGACCCGACCGUCAUCAUGGCCGUGGUCAGCGCCGACGGGACGCGGCUGCUGCUGGGCCGGCAGCGCCGCUGGCCGCCCUUCUGGUACAGCACGCUCGCCGGCUUCCAGGAGCCGGGCGAGUCGGUCGAGGAGGCGGUGCGGCGCGAGGUCUGGGAGGAGAGCGGCGUGCGCGUCGGCCGCGUCGUCCUGCACAGCUCGCAACCGUGGCCCUUCCCGGCCAGCCUGAUGAUCGGCGCCGUCGCCCAGGCGCUCCCCGGCCCCGGCGAGGACAUCUACCUCGGCCACGACGCCGAGCUCGAGAGCGCCAAGUGGUUCCCCCUCGACGAGGUCCGCAAGGCCCUGGCCACCGGCACCAGCAACCUGGGCGAGAAACCCCCCGAGGGCUACGUCGAGGGGUCGCUGAGGCUGCCGCCCCAGACCGCCAUUGCGAACCGCUUGAUCACCGCCGUCGUGGAGGGGUGGAUUCAGUCCAAGAUGUAGGGAGGGCGGGCGGUCCCGAGGGAGUCGCGGUGACUAUCUGUCAUAGACAGGGUAGAGAGAGAGAGAGAGAGAGCGUGGCGUUAUAGAACGAUGUUUUGCAAGAUUUCCUCCUCUUCUUCCUGCGGCAUAUGUGUGCGUAAAUUUUAAGUGGCGAGAAAUCCCACUGCGAGGAGAGUGACACUCGGACAAGCCAGCAAGUCAUACUC
Messenger RNA from Thermothelomyces thermophilus ATCC 42464, 1918 nucleotides. RefSeq lists its product as uncharacterized. Gene Ontology annotation, cellular component: cytosol. Gene Ontology annotation, biological process: NADP+ catabolic process; NAD+ catabolic process. The record is from RefSeq and is a predicted model, not a curated record. The transcript has 2 exons. NCBI's taxonomy places the organism in Eukaryota, Fungi, Ascomycota, Sordariomycetes, Sordariales, Chaetomiaceae. Gene Ontology annotation, molecular function: NADH pyrophosphatase activity; metal ion binding. Bases 456 to 1712 code for a protein of 418 amino acids.